GUAAUGUGAGACCUUCUAAAAUCAAACCAACCAAUUGACAUUUAUCAUCGACAUCCACCAUCACCAUCCCAUACCAAUAAAAGUGUUGUGUAAGCCAACAAACAAAACCAACAACAAAUCAAUCUCUCUCUCUGAUUAAAAAUAUAUUUUUAUCAGCAGGAAAAAGCUCCCCAUCAAAUCAAAAGAGUAAAAGCAACCCCACCGUCACCAUUGCGUGUUGAAAUCAUAGAAGGAAACUGCAAAAUAAUCAAACCCCAUGAACCGUGGAUUGAAUGUUUUUCCAAAUAUCUUCCUUAUUGUCAAAUAAAUAAGAAAAGAAAAAGGCACUAGUAGUAGUAGUGAACAGAGGAGUGAGUGAGAGAAACAGAGCAUCUUCAUAUGAGGAGUGAAGGUUGUUGGAGAAGAAGAAGAAAGAGUCAACCUGGGAAAGCACGGAGAGUUUUUGUUGGAGGGUAUUUUGGAUUGCAUCCAUGAAAUCACAGCAGCACUGGCUUUUGCGAAUAGGAUGAGCGAUUCUGCAUACAGGGUUGAAACCACUCCUCGUCUUGCUCAAUGGAGAAUCGAAAACUUGGCUUCUUGCACCUACCGAAAAUCUGACCCUUUCAAGAUCGGAAAGUGGAAUUGGCAUUUGUCGGUGGAGAAGAACAGGGUUUUGUUUGUGAAAUUGUUCCCAGAGAUAUCCAAUCUAACAAGAGACAAUCCCCCAAUUGCAUCUUUUAUUGUUCGGGUGGUUAGUUCUGUUGGAGAUCGCAAGUCCCUCACACAUCCAGAGAUAAAAGACAAAGUGAUCAAGAACAAUGAGGACUUUGUUUGGGCAAUUGAGGUUCCUCUUACUGGGAAAUUCAUAAUUGAUGUUGAGUUCCUUGAUUUGAAGACUGCAUCCCCAAACGGUGGAGAACCUUGCUCUAUUUGGGCUGAAGGGUUUACUCAGACAAGAUCAAAUGCAAAAGCCAUAGAGUCUCUUGGAAAAAUGCUAACAGAAGGAAUCCACACAGACAUCACCAUCAAUGCUUCUGAUGGAACUAUAGGAGCUCAUCGAGCUGUACUUGCUGCCCGUUCACCCGUGUUCUGCAGCAUGUUCUCACACAAUCUUCAGGAGAAAGAGCUGUCAACUAUAAACAUCUCAGACAUGUCAAUUGAAACUUGCCAAGCUUUUCUCAAUUAUCUUUAUGGAAUCAUAAAAAAUGAAGAGUUUCUAAUGCACAGGCUGGCCCUUCUGCAUGCAGCCGACAAGUAUGACAUAUCUGAUCUGAGAGAGGCAUGCCAUGAGAGUCUCCUAGAAGAUAUUGACACAAAGAAUGUGCUUGACAGGCUCCAGCACGCGUCGCUGUAUCAGUUGAUGAAACUUAAGAUGAGCUGCAUCCGCUAUCUUGUGAAAUUUGGUAAAAUAUAUGAAAUCAAGGAUGAUUUCAAUACUUUCCUGCAGAAUGCAGAUAGGGAUCUCAUUUCUGAAGUUUUCUAUGAAGUUCUUGAUGCGUGGAAAGGAUUCUGAAGAUCAUGAAACUUCACAAAGGAUUGGAAGACGUUGUGCUAUUUAAUGUAUCAAAGAAAUAGAUUGUUUGAAUUCUAGAUGAACGUUAUUCUUUGUACUCAGAUGGUCUUUUUUUUCAAUGAUUUCCGUGUACAUAUAUCUGUCAUGCUCUUCAUACAUAAAACAUAAGAUGUUAUUGUUUACAAAAGAUGUACAUUGUAUGAAAAGAAAAAGAACAUGUAUUCAUGAAUGCAAAUGGUUCUAAAUUCUGAUGUUGUAUUUCA
Lotus japonicus is the source of this 1755-nucleotide messenger RNA. RefSeq names its product BTB/POZ domain-containing protein At1g55760. The transcript has 4 exons. The record is from RefSeq and is a predicted model, not a curated record. Gene Ontology annotation, molecular function: protein binding. NCBI's taxonomy places the organism in Eukaryota, Viridiplantae, Streptophyta, Magnoliopsida, Fabales, Fabaceae. Bases 506 to 1492 code for a protein of 328 amino acids.